CUGCCUCUGUAUCCAUGUGAAGUAUAAAAGUGUGUAUUAGUUUUUUGCUUCUUAGGAUAUUCUGACAUGAUUUUGCUUUAAAGCUGUGGUGAUACAAGCACUUAAGAGAGUGCACUUAAGGGAGUAUAACAUUUCUUUCUCUAUGGAUCAACCAAUUCUUCUUCUGCUCUUAUUAAAAUAUUUAUUUAAGGGUGCACAGUGUGUAGAUUGUGACCAAGCGAAAAAGCCUCCUAGAAUAGUUUUGAUGGAGUGGACUGAACUGCCCAAAGGAGAGGAUCCAGACUAUUAUAUUCUGACAUACCAGCAAGCAGAUGCUUUCAGUCAAAAAAAUGUAAGAAACAUUUCUAAAGUUGAACGGAAACCUGUCAGUACUGCAGUUCUGCUCGAGCAAAAUAGGAAGUAUGAUAUUACAAUAGAAUCCCUGAAAAAUGGCCAAAUCUUAAGUGUGAAAUCAUUUAAAACACGUGGAAUUUCAGAAAAUGACAUCAAAAUAUUUGUGACAGCUACUACAGUGUCUUUUAAUUGGAGUACGAUGAUCAAAGAAUUUUCAGUUUCUCUUUUCCUGAAUGGUACUUCUCAGAUUAUAAAAAGACCCAGUGGAUUCUUUGUAUGGAGAAAUUUGACACCAGCUACCAUUUAUACAUUUAAGUUUAUAUUUGAACAAUUAAAUCCUGAAUUUGUAAAUGUGUCUCAAUCACUGGAUAUUCAAGCUGAAACAGGAACCUGUUCCAAAGGGUGGGUGGCAUUCCAGAGCAGCUGCUACCAAAUGGGAAAGGAGAGCAAGCCAUGGAAGGUGGCACAACAAACCUGUGAAACCUCCUCACAAGGGGCACAUCUUCUUGACAUAGGGAGUGAGGAAGAACAUGGGUUUGUGUUGUCAUAUCUCCAGAAAAUUAGUCGAAUAAUCAUGUUAUGGACAGGUCUUAAUGACCUAAAGGAAGAAGGUCAGCUUGUGUGGACAGAUGGAUCUCCUUAUCUUCUAAAAGAUGGUAUCUCGUCUCUAUCAAUGAUACCAGAAAAUCAAACUGACUGCUAUGCCCUUCAGAAAGAUCCCACUGGCCCAGACUAUUUUUUCACAGGAUUUUUCUGCUAUGUCCAGCUACCAUAUAUUUGUGAAUAUGAAUUACCUGUGGUACCAGAAAACUUCAUGUUUGAUGUGCAUGAUGUCAAGACAACUGAAGCUGUAUUUGUGUGGAGCAGUAUGGACAUGUGGCUUAAGUCAAGCUUUGCACUUAUACUUAAGUACUAUUUUGAUCAGUGGAAACCAUACAUUCUGAACUUGCCUGUGAAUACAACUCAAACAAAAAUUGGGCAGCUGUCUCCAGGCCUUCACUAUAGUUUCUUAUUAGCAGCAAGGAACCCAGAAGGAGCACAGACUAGCUUAAGUCCAGUUGUGAAGGUAGAAACAAGGCCCUUGCAUUCCCAGAAGUUAGAGGCUACGUAUGUUUCAUCUACAGAAAUCCAUUUAAAAUGGAAGCCUCCCCAGCAUUCAUACAGUGUUUCUUUUCACCACUACCUGGUCAACAUAUUGGAUACUGAAACCAACAUCUGGGAACAGUUACCAGUUGAAAAAAGCAAGACUUCAAUAGUCAUACAAAAUAGAAAACCUUAUCACCAGUAUCAGUUAUAUUUACAGAAUGUCGCAGAGGAAGGCACUCUAAGCUGCCACGAGAAACCUAUACUAAUCACAACAGCUGUCAGUCCACCUACAGCUGUUUAUAUUUACCCAGAGGAUGUAGAAGAAGAGAGUGUAAUCCUUCACUGGAAGCUGCCACAAGAGUGUCAGGAAUCCUACAUUCAAGUGAAACCUAAUGCAGGCAUUGGUGAAACAAAGAAGUUUUUAUUAAGUAAUAAAGAAGAAUUAAAGGUUGAAGAUCUAACUCCGGGAAUGGCUUAUGAAAUAGCAGUAGCAAGUGUGAAAAAUGGAACUAGGAGUGAACUGAAGACCAUUCAAUGCACUUUAAAGCCCAAGCCUGUUCAAAUUGCAGUUCCUUAUGAGCUCCAUAGCAAUGCUGUGGUACUGUUUGUUCGCAUGCCCGAUGUCGGAGUAUUUGAUGGCAUAUAUGUUACAAGUAAAGAAGGACCUAAUGCAACAUUCAUUUUAAAAAGUGAUGGUAAAAUAACAAUUGAGAACCUCACUGCAGGAAGACAAUAUGAUUUCUGUGUCUCCACAAAAAGUGGAAAAAUGUUGAGCUCCUUUUACCAUAUAAAUGGUGUAAAAACCUGUCUGGCAGCUCCCCUGAAUGUACGAGAGGGUGAUGUCACUGACACUUCCAUCCAGGUCUUGUGGGACGGCGCUGAUGGAGAUUUCGAGCAGUACGAGGUUACCUGUACUAAUUGUGCAGGUGCUUUCAAGGUCCAGAAGGUCAAGCAAGAAACAGCAACAUUUUCCAACCUCAGUCCUGGUAAGCUGUACAGUUUUGCAAUUCGAACAGAGAAGGAAGGUUUCAGAGACAGUGUUUUUGUGACAAAAGAAAUAGACACAGCACCAAGUGCAGUCAAAUAUCUGAACUGUAGCAGAGACUCUGAAUCAAUAACUGUUACCUGGCUCCCAGCCCAAAGUAUGUUUGAUGGAUAUGUUCUUUCAAUAAACAGUAAGGUCUUUGAUGAGAAGAAAAUUUUACCUUCUGGUGUGAGAAUGCACAAAUUUGAGCAUCUUCUGCCGGGCACUGAUUUCUUAAUCAAUAUUGUGGCAACCAAUGGAUUAAAAAGAAGUCUUCCUACUGUCCUCAAGAUUAGCACCUAUCCUGACCCACCAUCAGAUUUACAAGUGUUUGGACAAGAAGAAAAUACAGUCUAUUUUUCUUGGAAACUCCCAAGAGGAGGAUUUGAUAUGUUUCAGCUUUCAUAUUGUCUGAUGAAUAAUGAAAAGCUGCUUACCAGGACUAUUUAUGACAGCAGAGCUGUAGUGAAAAAUCUGACCCCUGGGACAGAAUACAUUUUUCAGUUAAGGACAGUUAAAGGCUUGGAUUCCUCUGUGGCUGUGGAGAAAAAAGUCUUCACAAAACCUGCUGGGAUAUGCGGUCUGAUAUUAAAAAUGGUAAAUACUUCCUCUGCAACUGUAAUGUGGAAUCCAACCAAGACUAACUUCACUUCUUAUAAAGCAUCUUUAUCCAACAACACCUUCAUUAAAAAGUUCAGAAUUCCAGGAACAGUGACUGACUUCAGUGUUACAGACCUGAUGGCUGGGAGCAUUUACAAUUUCACGCUGAAAAGACUAAAAGGAAAUAUUGAAGGAGUUUCUGCUUUCCUUGAAUUUAUAACAGAACCUGCAAAGCCAGAAGGUCUUAAAUUCUUCAAUGUUUCGUCAUAUUAUUUUUCACUGUAUUGGAGACUACCGUAUGGACUUGUAGACAGAUUUCAUGUGGCUCUUGUUCCUGAUCAUGCUUCUGUUGUUAUCCUAGAUCUUGGAGUUAGGGAGUAUCAAGCUGAUUUUUCCAAUACUAUUCCUGGAACAACAUACAAUGUUACAGUUUCUUCAGUUUCUUCUUCAGUCUACAGUUCACCUGCAAGUAGAACUGUGACAACAAAUGUGACAAAUCCUGGGCCACCUGUGUUCCUUGCAGGUGAAAGAGUGGGUUCUGCUGGGAUUCUGCUGUCAUGGAACACACCACUCUAUCCAAAUGGGAGAAUUCUAUCCUAUGUUGUUAAAUAUAAAGAAGUCUGCCCGUGGAUGCAAACAGCUUAUACGCAGGUCACAACAAAGCCAGACAGUUUGGAAGUUCUUCUCACCAGUCUUAACCCUGGAACAACUUAUGAAAUUAUGGUUGCUGCUGAGAACAGUGCUGGUAUUGGAGUGUUUAGUGAUCCUUUCCUUUUCCAGACUGCAGAAAGUGCUCCAGGUAAAGUAGUGAAUCUCACAGUUGAAGCCUUAAAUUCUUCAGCUGUAAAUCUGAUCUGGUUUCUCCCUCGGCAACCAAAUGGAAAGAUAACUAGUUUCAAGAUUAGUGUGAAACAUGCAAGAAGUGGAAUUGUAGUGAAAGAUGUCUUGGUUAAAGUAGAGGACCUUCUGUCUGGGAGGUUACCAGAAUGUAAUGAUAAGAGUGAAUCUUUUUUGUGGAGUACUACCACUCCUUCAACUACUUUUGGGAAAUCCACGAGUCUUUCAGGGACUACAGUGACACCAAGUACAGAGGCAGCAAGUCAGAUGAGCUCUGUUUGGAGUGAACCGAUCAGCUUUGUUGUAACUCACCUCAGGCCAUACACCACCUAUCUUUUUGAAGUCUCUGCAGUUACCACUGAAGCAGGCUACAUUGACAGUGCAAUUGUCCGGACACCAGAAUCAGUUCCAGAAGACCCACCACAGAAUUUAGCCAAGAGCAACAUUACAGCAAAGUCUUUCUCAGUAAUGUGGGACCCACCAACCAUAAUAACAGGGAAAUUCAGUUACAGAGUUGAGCUGUAUGGACCAUCUGGUCAUGUUCUAGAUAACAGUACAAGAGACCUCAAGUUUGUGUUUAGUAACCUUGUGCCGUUUACAAUGUACGACGUGUUCGUCAGCGCUGAGACAAGUGCUGGGGUGGGGCCAAAGAGCAACCUCACAGUUUUCACUCCUGCAGAUGUCCCAGGUGCUGUAUCAGAUUUACAACUAGCAGAAGUGGAAGCCACAUAUAUAAAAAUUACUUGGAGGAAGCCACAACAACCAAAUGGAAUCAUUACCCAGUACAGAGUUAAAGUACACGUGCAGGAAACACUCGUCACUCUGGAAAACACUAUUCUUGGAGAUAAAAAUAAGUAUCUGGUUGAUUCAUUGGAACGAUAUGCAAUAAAUGAAAAUAUCAAACCUUCUUCUCCCCCUUGGAAUUCAAUGGAAGCAGACAAUGAUUUAUAUGAAGGUUCAGCUGAAAUGUUUUCCAGCAUUCAGACAGCUUCCCCGGUAAUAUUUACAAGUGUAUCUGGUGAUAAUUUGCCUGAUAUAAAUGGAGCUACAGGACUACAUUCUGCUUUGGAUAAUCAAUAUAACAUUGAUAUUUUGGCUGAAGAAGUGUCAUAUGUUAUAGAGGGCCUCACACCUUUCACAGAUUACACAAUUAGUGUGUCUGCUUUCACUGCUGUUGGAGAAGGACCACCAUCAGUUCUUACAGUCAGGACAAGUGAACAAGUCCCAAGCUCAGUGCAAAAUAUAUUUUACAAGAAUAUUAGCUCCUCCUCUGUCUUGCUAUAUUGGGAUCCUCCAGCAAAUCCCAAUGGAAAAAUAAUUCAUUAUACUGUUUACGCUGUGGAACUGGAUACAAAAAGAGCAUUUCAUGAAACAACUUCAAACAACAGCUUACUUAUGACAGGUUUAAAAAAGUACACAAAUUAUAAAAUGAGAGUCACAGCCUCUACUGCAGUUGGAGAAAGUGCUUUGUCUGAAGAGAAUGAUGUGUUUGUGCGCACCCCUGAGGACGAACCAGACUCCCCACCUCAAAACUUAGAAUUAAUAAAUGUAACUGCAACAGAAAUAAAUCUGAGAUGGUUACCACCUGAGCAGCCUAAUGGUGUCAUAACUCACUAUGAAGUUCUGUACAGUGAUUCCAAUGAUUUUUUAAUCAAAAAUGCCUCAUCUACAAGUAUAUCACUAAGUGAAAUGAAGCCAUAUACUCUCUACAACAUCUCAGUAAGAGCAUUCACCAGACUUGGCUAUGGGAAUCAGUCAUCUUUUCCACUUCUGGUCAGAACUUCUGAAACUGUUCCUGCUUCUGCACCAGAAAACAUAACCUAUAGGAACAUCUCAUCUAUGGAAAUUGAAUUGUCAUUUUUUCCACCAUCCAUUCCCAAUGGAGUCAUACAGACCUACACAAUAUAUCUCAUGAGGACUAAUGGGACUGAGCAAAGAGUUAUUAACACUACCUUUCUGACACUACGUAUUACAGAUUUAAGUAAAUAUACAGAAUAUACUGCAGAAGUGUCUGCUAGUACCACAAUGGGGGAGGGUGUUCGUAGUUCACCUCUGCAUAUACUAACUGAUGAAGAUGCUCCAAGUUCUCCUCCACAAGCCCUCUCUGUAAAACAGUUGUUGGGUGUCACUGUGAAGUUGUCAUGGAAACCUCCUCUGGAGCCAAAUGGAAUUAUCCUCUAUUACACAGUUUGUGUCUGGAAUAAAAUGUCAAAGAGGAGUGUAAAUGUAACAGAAACAUCACUGGAAUUCACAGACCUAGAAUAUAACUAUGAGUAUAAUGCUUACCUAACAGCAAGUACAAGAUUUGGAGACGGCAACAUAAAAAGUGACACUAUAACAUUCAGAACUUCUGAAGGAGCACCAAGUGAUCCACCGAAAGAUGUUACAUACAGAAACCUUUCUUCCACAUCAAUAAUGCUAUUCUGGUCUCCUCCUCAAAAGCCUAAUGGAAAUAUACUGUACUACUCAGUUUAUUUCAAAAACAAUUCAGGAAUAUUCAUACAGAAUUUCACAAGUUAUGGUAAUGACAGCAACCUCAGUGCGUCUCCAUUUGUAGUGCUGGAUGACUUGGCAAAAUACAGCCAUUAUACUUUAUGGUUAACUGCAAGCACAGCAUUUGGAGAUGGAAACAAAACCAGUGAAAAAAUAGAUGUGUAUACAGAUCAGGAUAUCCCAGAAGGUUUUGUUGAAAAUCUGAUCUAUCAAAACAUUUCCUCAUCUUCUGUAAAUGUAAGCUGGCUUCCACCAUCCCAGCCAAAUGGCUUAGUCUUCUUUCAUGUUUCUCUAAGUUUAAUGCAACUGGGAACCAGUAAGAUAUUAUCUUUCCAUACUUACAACACAAGCAUAAUUUUUGAUGAUCUGGAGAAAUACACUGAUUACAUUCUGAAAAUCACACCAGCCACUGAUAAAGGAGCUUCUGAACGGCAUACUCUAAAUCUUCAUAUAAGAACUGAUGAAGAUGUCCCAGAAUCAGCGCCUGUAAUGAAAACAUUUUCAAAUCUCUCAACUACCUCAGUUAUGCUUUCAUGGGACCCUCCUGUUAAGCCAAAUGGUAUUAUAAUACAUUAUGAUUUAAAUCUAUUUGGGCCAGAAAGGAAUAACUCAUUCUCUACCACAAAUAAUUUUAUAAUUUUGGAAGACCUUCUGCCAUUCACAUUGUACAGCAUUUAUGCAGCUGCCAGAACAAUAAAAGGACCUGGUCCAUCUGCUUUUCUUCAGUUCUACACAGAUGAGUCAGUGCCAUUAGCUCCACCCCAGAAUUUGACCAUUAUCAACUACACCGCAGAUUCUGUGUGGCUAAAAUGGGAUCCAAGUCCCCAGUCAAAUGGUGUUAUUAUGAGAUAUAAUUUUAAGAUUUAUCAAAACAACACUGAAAAACUAUAUUUUUGGAACAUUUCAGGUUCAAACCAUGAGGCAAACAUUGUUGGAUUAGAACCAUACAGUCCCUAUUUUAUCAGUGUCUCUGCAUUUACCAAGCUUGGGAAUGGCAAUCAGUUCAGUAAUGCUGUCCAAUUUACAACAAUGGAAUCAGUGCCAGAUGCUGUACAGAACAUUCGUUGUAUCGCAAUGAGUUGGCAAUCGAUCCUAGUGCAGUGGGACCCUCCUGCUUCAGCCAAUGGCAUAAUUACACAUUACAUCAUAGCAAUUGAAGGAAAUUCUACAAAUUUUUCAUCUUAUGAUACACUGCAUACUUUUAGAAAUCUGCUUUCCAACGUUACUUAUCAAAUAAAAAUAAAAGCUGCAACAUCUGCUGGUGAUGGUGAAGAACAGAUAUGCAAUGCCAGUACACUUCCAGAAAAAGUUCCUAGUGCUCCCAGGGAUAUUGUUUUUUCCAAUGUGCAAUCAACAAGUGUGACCUUGCAUUGGAGAUCACCAAAAUCUAUCCUUGGCUACUUUCAAAACUACAAGAUUACCACACAGCUACAAUCCAUCCACUGCAGUGACUGGGAGGCUAUGGAAUGUAUUGAAUAUGAGAAGCGUCAGUAUUUAUAUGAAAAUGUCCUGGAUGACUGGAUAGAAGACACAGUGUAUGGACUGAAAAAAUACAGAUGGUACAGAUUUGCUGUUGCUGCCAGUACAAAUGUUGGUUAUGGCAGUUCUUCACCUUGGAUUUCAACUCAAACCCUUCCUGGCUCUCCAGAUGGUCCUCCAGAAAAUGUGACUGUUGUAGCUACAUCUCCUCACAGUAUUAAUGUCAGCUGGAGUGAACCUGCCAUCAUUACAGGACCAACAAGCUACCUCAUAGAUGUUACCUCAGUGGAUAAUGACAACUAUAAAGCUCAGUUUUUGAAGACAAAUGAGGAGGAUAAAAUGUUAGAAAUUUCUGAUUUGAAAGCAUUUACAAGGUAUUCUGUAGUGAUCAUUGCCUUUACGGGGGAUGUUAAUGCUGCACUCCUAGAAGGCAAGCCUAGUUCCCCUGUAAUUGUCUCCACUUUUGAAGCAGUGCCUGAAGACCCACCUAACAACAUAACUUUUCAGAAGAUACCAGAUGAAGUAACAAAAUUCCAAGUAACAUUUGUGCCACCAUCUGAACCAAAUGGAAAUAUUCAAGUGUAUCAAGCUAUGGUUUACAAUGAAGAUGACCCUGCUGCCAUCCAGAUCCACAACCUUAGUGUCAUUAAAAAAAAAGAUCAGUCAGUCACUGCCAUGAUAGAAGGACUAAAAGGAGGACAUACCUAUAAUGUCAGCGUGUAUGCAAUUAAUGGUGCUGGUGCAGGGCCAAAAAUUCAAUUGAAAAUAACCAUGGAUAUCAAAGAACCGCCAAGGCCCAAAAAGAAACCAGCACCAGUUUAUGAUACCAGUGGAGCGUUACUUGUCACAGAUACAACAAUUACAAUCAGAAUGCCAAUAUGUUAUUACAGUGAUGAUCAUGGCCCUAUCAAGAAGAUACAAGUUCUUGUUGCAGAAGCUGGAGCUCAGCAUGAUGGGAAUGUUACCAAGUGGUAUGAUGCCUACUUCAACAGACCAAGGCCAUAUUUUACAAAUGAAGGCUUUCCAAAUCCACCAUGCAUAGAAGGAAAAGAAGAUCUGAGUGGGAAAGAAGAGAUAUAUGUCAUAGGUGCUGAUACUACAUGUCUGAUACCAGGCAGCCAAGACAAAAUAUGUAAUGGCCCACUGAAACCAAGAAGGCAGUACCUAUUUAAGUUCAGAGCAACUAAUAUUAAAGGGCAGUUUACAGAUUCUGACUAUUCUGACCCUGUCAAAACAUUAGGUGAAGGACUGACAGGAAGAUCUGUAGAAGUUGUCCUUGCUGUUACUUUGUGCAUACUUUCAGUUGUUCUUUUGGUGGCUGCAGUAUAUGCUUUCGCAAGAAUUCGGCAAAAGCAAAAAGAGGGAGGCACAUACUCCCCACGAGAUGCUGAAAUUAUUGACACGAAAUUCAAACUAGAUCAGCUGAUCACUGUGGCAGACCUGGAGCUGAAGGAUGAGAGAUUUACACGAUACUCUUCAUUUUUCUUUAGACGCAAGGAGAUUUUUGUCAUCCAGUUACUUAGUUAUAGAAAAUCCAUCAAGCCAAUAAGCAAGAAAUCCUUUGUACAACACGUUGAAGAGCUUUGCACAAACAACAACCUAAAGUUUCAGGAAGAAUUUUCGGAACUUCCCAAGUUUCUUGAAGACCUUGCUUCAACAGAUGCUGAUCUGCCUUGGAACAGGUCUAAGAAUCGUUUCCCAAACAUAAAGCCAUAUAAUAACAACAGAGUAAAGCUGAUGCCUGAUGCUGGUAUUCCUGGAUCUGACUACAUUAAUGCCAGCUAUGUGUCUGGCUAUUUAUGUCCAAACGAGUUUAUUGCAACUCAGGGACCUUUACCAGGAACAGUGGGUGAUUUCUGGAGAAUGGUGUGGGAGACAAGAGCUAAAACACUUGUGAUGCUCACACAAUGUUUUGAAAAAGGACGUAUAAGAUGUCAUCAGUACUGGCCAGAAGAUAAUAAACCAGUGACUGUGUUUGGGGAUAUAGUGAUUACUAAAUUGAUGGAAGAUAUUCAAAUAGAUUGGACCAUCAGAGACCUAAAAAUUGAAAGGCAUGGAGACUGCAUGAUGGUGCGGCAGUGUAACUUCACUUCUUGGCCAGAACAUGGAGUCCCCGAAACUACUGCACCAAUUAUCCAUUUUGUAAAACUCAUCCGUGCAAGUCGAGCACAUGAUAGCACACCCAUGGUGGUUCACUGCAGUGCUGGUGUUGGAAGAACAGGUGUUUAUAUUGCACUUGACCAUUUAACCCAACAUGUAAAUGACCAUGAUUUUGUGGACAUCUAUGGACUUGUAGCUGAGCUAAGAAGUGAAAGGAUGUGUAUGGUACAAAACCUGGCACAAUAUAUAUUUUUACAUCAAUGUGUAUUGGAUCUGUUGACAACUAAGGGAAGUAGUCAGCCCUUAUGUUUUGUAAAUUAUUCAGCACUGCAAAAGAUGGACUCUCUGGAUGCCAUGGAAGGUGAUGUGGAGCUUGAAUGGGAAGAAACAACCAUGUAAAUACUAGGAGUAAAUAUUACAGAAAAGGAGAUUUUGAAAAUCAAAGUAAUAUUUUUCUAAGCACAGGGGCCAAAGCGAAUUCCCCUAUUUUGUUGAUUAAAGGAAACACAGAUGAUUGAGACAUCUUUUCUUCUAUCAAGGUGCCUUCAUAAAUAAGUUAAAGUAUUUUACUCAGAACACUGAGCAAUAAUGGUUUGGAGUACUUUUGCACACACUGCACUUCUGGUGUUACAUAAAUAGUGCAUUCACUAUGUAUUUAAAGUGUAUUUGAACACAUUCCUUUUUUCCAAACUAUCUUUGUAAAAAGAAAAAUGAGCCAAAUAGAAUGUAAAAAAUUAAUAUUUCUAUUGAACCUACUUUGGUGUGAAUUUGCUGUGUUCUGUAUGGUUUUGUUUUAAGUAAAAGCUAAGGUUUCUUUACUCAUUCUUGAUAGAUUGGCUUCAGUGUUGUCAGUUCUUGCAGAUUAAUUCCAGGACCAUCACAAUGAUCUUCACCUAACUGUAUGUUCUUGUGUUUUGAAUAUUUUUUUUUACAAGAGGUAGUACAUCAGCUCAUGAUCCUGAACAGCUGAAGAGUCACCUUCUGACAUGGGGAGGAUUAUUCAGCUUUUACACAGUACACAGUAGCUCUUCAGGGACACUUGGGGCUAUUUAAACUAUUUUAUAAUCAGCAGGUUGGGUUUUUUUCAAAUACAUAAUGAUGAUUGCAUAUGUUCUGUGCAGAAAAAAAGUGGUUUACAUUCCUGCUACUUUUUCAAGCAGAUAAAACAAAGUAAAACUAUAAAUCUGUUAUCUGUUAUAAUAAAUGCUAGAUCGACUUAUGUAAUAGAAUGUUUAGAAUUCAUUCACUUUUCUUGAAUAUAACACUAUUCAGCAUUUUGAAAGGUUGCUCAAAAUUUAAUAUCAAUGUAUUUUAUAACACCGUUGUCAAGUAAAGAGUUUUCGCACUUUCCUCAGAUUUGGCAAAUCACUGCAGACACUGAAAAUUAUGGGAGCUAAUACCUAGAGAUUUAAUAAAUGAAAAAAAUCUUCCACUCCCAAUGAUGAUGAUAUGAUGAUUAUUGCUAUUAUUGUAAAUAGAUCUGAAACAGAAAUGAGAGAAUCAGGAAGCUUUUAUCUGAGAAGAAAAGCAAAAAUUAGUAGAUUAGGAAAACUAGAGAAAUAAUGAAACUGUGUGCCCUGGUUUCACAUGGAAGUGACAGUUUUCAAUUGGUAUUAUUGGGUAAAAGGGUUAAUUGCUAAGUUUUUCUCAGGUAAAAAAAAAUGUAUGAUCAUUCUGAAUAACAAUGAAGCUGUGACCUUAAUAUGAGAUGCAAAACAUAAUAGCAAAGAGACUUUGGAACUGCCAUCUUAUAUUGUGUUUAGACAGAAGAAAUCAAAGCUGUCUUGUUGAGGCAUCAAGCUCAGGGAAGUCAGACAAAACUCUUUAGAGCCCUGAAAUUUGUAUGUGAGGGGCUGUUCUUAUGUGCACACACUCUAAACAGAAUAGCCAAUGAACAAAAAUUUCCAUUUCUUCACUGUAGCUUCCAGACAGAAAAUGCUAUGCAAAAGGUAACAUGGUACUUUUUCUAAAUGAUGGUAGUUUUAGAAACUGGCAAGGAUGGCACAGUGCAGACCCUUUUUAAUUUUGAAGAAAGUGCCAAAUACCUAAAAUGGAAAUUGAAAGACAGCAUUUAAGGAGGUAGAAGUGGUCUACAGAGAUAUUUGGGCAAUCUGUCUUUUAGGAAGAUCAACGGUAUUGUAAACAUCACCUGUCAAGCUAAAAAGAAAACAAUGCCUUUUAAAGCUUGGUAGGGGGAGAGAGAGGUGAUGUCCACAGCUGUUCAAGUCUCUGGCAAAGCAUUCGGUGCAGCUCUAGUUUCAUUUGGUUCCUAUGAAACAUGUGUUCUUCAUUUAUUAUAUAUGUACUUUAAAGUAUUCUGACAAAUUGCUUAUAGGGACUUACAGAUGUUUUUCAUGAUUUGUAGUUGUACUUGGUAGCAAUACAGGGAGCACUGUGAUAAAUUGACAUUAUAGAGUCAUAAUCUUGUAUAGUCUUAUAUCUACAAUGAUCUGGAGGAAAAUCUAAGCCUUAUGCAACUUAGGGAUGAACUCCAGAAGUUCUAAAUGUGCUUAAGUGUUCUCUGGCUUUAAUAAAAUACUUAAUGGUGAAGAUUCUAUGCAGUCCUUUAGGGGACCUGCCUAUUGGUGCACUGUGGGUUACACUGCAUUCAGAAACCUGCCUGUCUGACAGAAAACGGGACUCCCCUUUCUCUAUGAAAAGUAAUUCAAGUACUUUACUGUACAAUUUGACUUAAGCAGUGAUAUAUGCCACCUUGACGCAUUUUGCAUUGUCUCCAGGAUAAAAGAUAAUAUUCAGCAUAAACUGGCCACAGGUACAUGGUCAGGGAAAGAAGUAUCUCCAAGCAAUUCUCUCCAAGUACUGGCUUUUAGUACAAACACAGCAGUAGUUUGAACCUUAUUGUGUGUCUGCCAGUGCUUUACAGGGAUAGAGGAGCAUCCAUAUAUCAAGAAAUUCCUCCAGACCUCAGCUCAGUUAUGAUGGAACAAUUUCUACAUAGUCUCUUGUCUUCCAUUCCUCCUUCCCUUUUGAAACAACCCUUCCCUAUGGCAGUGCCUCUGACAGCACUGCAGAGCUGGAAUCAAGCAGAAUUUGUCCAUUUGCUAUUUUAAGAAUAUAUCUAUAUCUAUCUAUCUAUCUAUCUAUCUAUCUAUCUAUCUAUCUAUCUAUCUUAAAUGACCCAUCCAUUCAUUUUUAAUGUCACCACUCAAUUUUCUACAAAUUCUUGGCACUACUAAUAUAGCAAGAGAGAGUAUUCUGCCAAAAUUAGAAAUUGAAUGAAUAAAAAUUGGAGAAAAAAAAUCAGAAAUUCUACAGGAUUAUUGAAAUUAGGUCACACUGUAUUAAAUUAUCUGGGAAAUUUCCAGAGCCAUACAUAUAUAUAUAUGUAUUUAUAGCCAGUUCUGGUGGACAUCCUUACGAGAGACUACCCUCAGUGCCCUUAAAAUACUGACUUGUUCUGUUCACAAAUGUAACAGAAAUAGAGCAGAACAUUAAGUUCAUGUUGAAUUGAAAGCACUUCUUAUACUGUUAAAAGAGUUGAUAAAAAUAAUUGUGAGUUCAAUUGUAAUUUUACUGCAUAUAUGGAGCUAUUAAAGGAUUUAAUUUCUUAACAUUAUGUGAAAGAUUAAUAACGUGAAUUAAUCUGUGUAGUACCAUCUAUGUAUUGCUGCAUUAUAGAGUAUGAUCAUAAGCAGUUACUAAAAAAAGACAGCAAAGAACAAUGAGUCAAUCAUACCUCAUACUAAGGUAGCACGACAGGGAGCUUUCUUGGUUGCACACAGAAAUUGAAAAACAACCUAGAUGUGGAUAUGAAUUUGCUGAGAUUCAGGAUACAAACCCCUAUGAAGUCUGUGAACAGAGGAGAUUUUUUCUGAAAAUGUUUUAACAGGAGGUUAAAAUAUAAUUAGAGAAGUACCUGUUUCAGAGGGCUACAUAUGUGUUAAGCAUAACACAAGAUCAUUGUCUGUCCAUGGAAAUAUCCAGUAAAAAUAGAUCCAAAAUAAUUUUUCCUUUAAGACAUAUGACAAAUAUUUAAUUAGCCACUGGUUUAGAGGAUAUGCACAUGGUAAAAAUUAAUUCAGGGUUGUUUUAUAACUAAGUUAUGUGCCCAUUCAUUGCUGCAAUGCAUUGAAUACAGUAGACUGUAACUGGAAACCCUUGACUCGUAGCACUGAACAUGUCUUUGUUGGUUUUGAUUUUAAGGAAAUGAGUCAGAAAAUGUGCUGAAAGGUGAUGCUCUGUUUCAACCUUUUCUCUGUAACUGUUGUGUCGCCACUGUACAGUGUCAAAAAAGCCAAUUCCUCCCAACAUUGUUCUCCAUGUUCUCUUUUCUAAUGUUGUGUUUCUUAUCUGUAUGUGACUAUAUUAGAAGGAAUUGCAAACAGUAAUAUGGAUCAUCUGAAUUCCAGUACUGCAGGCACAAUCUGCAGGUAGUGGUUUUACAGGUGUGGUCUUACUGCAAACAUUUCCUCCCUCUCUUUCCCAUGAGUUGAUUUCCAGAUGACAUCACGAAAUAUCAGCCAUGUUUUUGCUCUGACUCCUGUUCAAUACAUUUUCUGCCCUUUCCUCUCUGUGGCAAGUGCAAAGCUACUUCUGUGCUUCCAGAGCUGAGCUAUGUUACCAGUGGCAUGUCUGUGCAGCAUCAGCUCCACAUACAAUUGUAAGGGUAAGCUGAUUUCCCAUCCAGAGGUUCCUCUUACUGCUAAAAUAAAUUCUGGUAUAAAUUUUAGUACUGGUUAUUGUUCAGUGUGAGCUGAAAAUAGAAGGACGGAUUCAGUGUUUGAUAUUUUGCAUGGAGAUUUCUUUUCCAAAUAACUUUUUCCCAAACAAUGCUGAACUAAUUACUAAUUUUGUUUCUUCUCACAGCUCCUUUAUCAUGUAGGCCUUUUCUCAGAUUCUGUGUAAACAAAACUGAAAAUCAAUGGCUUUUCACCACUGAGUGUAACACACAUUUCAUAGAUCCCACAUCAUCAGGCAGCUUACAAUGAAGUUGUGAGUCUGUGUUUCAGUUGAAAGACAACAUUUAGAAGGUUUCAGAUAUAUUUGGAUCAUCUUACUCUGCUUGUUGAUUGGUGUUACCAGGGUGAUCUUUUUGUAGGAUGACAGCUGCACCCAGCUAUCUACUGUAAUAAUGAAUAAACUGUUCCAGUACUCCUUACAGUCAGUACUGUGAGAGCUGAGGGAAGUUUUACAAGGAUGUUCCCAAAAUAUUUUGGAGGAGAUGGAGUUCUGUAUGAUAUAAAAAGAAUACUUGGAUACUGGAAACCUAAUAUGCAGCUAAAGCUGUACCAUUCACAGUUGCAUUCCGUGAAGCCUGCUGAGCAGGGGGUAUGUCCUGAAGCACACAGAGAUAUUUGGGACAAUAUAACAACCUGAGUAAUGCACAGUGCAGGGAACUCUUGCCAUUCAUGCAGGAAUGAACUUAAAUAAGCUUUACCAUAAAAUGUCCCUGGUUUACUUGGAAAACACAAAUGCAGGUAACACCUAUUAUGACAGCUGGUAAUCACAAAGGAUGCUUUGUGAUUCAACUUAGUAAGAGGAACAAAGGACUCUAUUUAGUAAAUUCUUUCAGUAAUCUUAAAUAAAGAAACAAAUACUUUGACACCACAAGUGUAGAACAUGGACAGACAGUAUAUAGACAAGGAAGAUUUUCUUCCUCUCAUGGAGGCACAAGCUUAAAACUAAUUAAACCUGUAUGUCCUUCUCUUCCCCUCAGUCUAUCUGCAUGUGCUCACCAGUUGGGAGUGAAAUAACAUUAAUUCACUUUUAUUUUGAUUCCUGUAUGGGUAAUCCCUUUCUCAGAAUCCAGCAUAAAGCAGUUGCAGAGCUAUGUCUUUUCAUGUAUCUGUCUUCUGUUUGGAUUCACAAUAGCUCCAUCUAACUAGUUUUCUUACAGAAUUCUACUAAUUCUCUGUCAGCAUUAGAGAGACAAUACACAGAGUGUGAAUCUGGUCUUGCAUAUUGUGCACAAAGUUCUCUACUGAGCUGCACUAACACAGUGCUGCACUCCACACCAGGGCAAGGAAUUGACCUGAGGAGAUUGGAUGCCUAGCAUGUAAUGCUACUCCCUUUGAGAACAAGAUAGUUAUCUGA
Molecule: messenger RNA, 16006 nt
Organism: Passer domesticus (house sparrow)
Lineage: Eukaryota; Metazoa; Chordata; Aves; Passeriformes; Passeridae
Gene: PTPRQ
Product: protein tyrosine phosphatase receptor type Q
Exons: 63
Coding region: 143-10351 (3402 amino acids)
Biological process (GO): peptidyl-tyrosine dephosphorylation involved in inactivation of protein kinase activity
Cellular component (GO): signaling receptor complex
Molecular function (GO): protein tyrosine phosphatase activity; protein binding
Source: RefSeq, a predicted model, not a curated record